Molecule: messenger RNA, 1068 nt
Organism: Histoplasma mississippiense
Lineage: Eukaryota; Fungi; Ascomycota; Eurotiomycetes; Onygenales; Ajellomycetaceae
Exons: 3
Coding region: 1-1068 (355 amino acids)
Biological process (GO): 'de novo' pyrimidine nucleobase biosynthetic process; pyrimidine nucleotide biosynthetic process
Cellular component (GO): cytoplasm
Molecular function (GO): dihydroorotase activity
Source: RefSeq, a predicted model, not a curated record
AUGCCUCUCUCCGGGAUCGACGGGGUCAAACUUCCCGCGUCCGCAGAUUUCCACGUACAUCUGCGGGAUGGUGAUAUGAUGGAGCUUGUCGUCCCCACCAUCAGACAGGGAGGGGUCAACACAGUCUAUGUCAUGCCCAAUCUCGUCCCUCCAAUAACCACCGUCGCGCAAGCUCUCUCCUACAAAAGACGCCUCCAAGCGCUCGAGCCCCGCGUCACUUACCUAAUGUCGCUCUACCUCCACCCUUCAAUCACACCCGAAACCAUAAUCGAAGCCAAGAAGAAUGGUAUAAUCGGCGUAAAAUCUUACCCGGCAGGCGUAACAACAAAUUCCGACUCAGGCGUCAUCGACUACGCUGCAUUUUACCCUGUAUUUGCCGAGAUGGAGCGUCAGCGCCUAAUUCUGAACUUACAUGGCGAAUGCCCCUCUCACGGGGACAUCACCGUCAUGUCCGCUGAAGAACGCUUCCUUCCCACACUAUUAGACCUACAUUCACGCUUUCCACGCCUCCGCAUUGUUGUCGAGCACCUGAGCACAGCCGCAGCGGUCGAAACCGUAAAGAAAUGCGGUCCUACCGUUGUGGGUACCAUCACGGCGCACCAUCUGUCGCUUAUCGUAGAUAAUGCGCUGGGCGACCCGUUCUGCUUCUGCAAGCCCGUGGCAAAGCUGGUGGCGGAUCGGGAUGCGUUGUUGAAAGCAGCGACGUCGGGGAAUAAGAAGUUUUUUUUUGGCUCAGAUAGUGCGCCGCAUCCUGCAGCAUCUAAGAGGGGCGGGGAUAAGAUUGCCGCGGGAGUGUUUACGCAGCCCUAUGCGACGCAGUAUGUGCUAGAUGCGCUUGAACAAGGGUGUGAGAGGGGGUCAUUGAAGGAGGCGGACAUUUCUAAGGACAUAUUAGAAGGGUUUCUGGGGAAGUUUGGAAGGGAAUUUUAUGAAGUUCCCCAGGAAGAGAAGGAAUUUUUUAAGUUGUCCAAGGAGAAAGGGAAAUUUUUGGACUUGUUAAAAUCGGAGAAGACGGAUGUGGUUCCAUUUAGAAAGGGCGAAGUUACCUGGGGUCUCUCUUGGGAGUGA